UCAUCAGAGGUGCGCUGCAGUUCAUCUAUCUAUCCUGUCGGUUGAGGAAAGAUUAAGAUGUUUGUGUGAGGUCUUUUGCCAAAGAUGCUGAACAAAUAAUCUUAAAUGACACAAUCUUCACUGAAGUCACUAUCACACCAGUUCAUCUAUAAAUACUGUGAAGAAGUCAAACAAGCAGCUGCUGUCACAACACAUUCAACUACUCUACUAUUCUGAUCCACUGUUGUAAUGAUGGAGUGUGUUAAAGAGGAGACUGAUCCUGAAUCAUUUACAAUAACACCUCAACACACUGAACAACAAAGAGACGUAAUGGAAAUGAAAGAGGAAGACCAACAACAAAAUGAAAUGGAGGAUGAAGAUCAGCACCACAAUUUCAAAAGUGAAGAAAAUACUUUUAGUUGCUCACAGACUGAUGAGGAUUCACCUCAAGAAAGAGCAGAAGACAAAAUCUCGUUUACAUGUCAUCUUAAUGGUGAGACUUUUUCACAAAAAGAACAUUCAAAUGUUCACAUAAAGACUUCCACAGGUUUGCUUCAGUGUGAAAAGACUUGCACAAGUAAAAGGCACCUUAAGGAUCAUUUAAUGAGUCACAUUAGUAAGAGGACAUUUGCAUGCCCUCAGUGUGAUAAGUGUUUUAAACAACAAAGAAGUUUUUAUGUUCACAUAAAGACUCAUACUGAAGAAAGGCCAUAUGCUUGUCCUCAUUGUGGAACUACUUACAGACAUAAAUGGCACCUUAAGGAUCAUAUAGUAACUCAUACAAUUGAGAGACCAUUUGCAUGCCCUCAGUGUGAUAAGGUUUUUUUACGAAAAAGAAAUCUUGAUUAUCACAUAAAGACUCACACUGGAGAAAGGUCAUACGCCUGUCUUCAUUGUGAAAAUACUUACCAAUAUAAAAGAGAUCUUUGGAAACAUUUAGAAAGUCACAGAGAUGAGAGGAGCUUCACCUGCCCUCGGUGUGAUAAGGGUUUUUCACUAAAAAUAAAUCUUGAUGAUCACAUAAAGACUCACCCUGAAGAAAGGCCAUACAGCUGCAAUCUGUGUGGAAAGACCUACAAAUGUAAAAAGUCUCUGAUGAAACACAAAAUAAGUCACAGUAAUCACAGGCCUUUCUCUUGCUCUCAAUGUGGAAAAAGUUUUAAACGAAGAGGAACCCUUAAAGUUCACAUGAGGAUUCACAGUGGUGAUGGGCUUUACACCUGUCCUCAUUGUGGGAAGAGUUUCACAAAAAAAGGAAAUUUAGAGGCUCACAUAAGAGUUCACACUGAAGAGAAACCUUUCAGGUGCCCUCAGUGUGACAAGAGCUUUACACAACGUGGAGCUCUUAAGCAUCACAUACGAAGUCAUACAGGUGAAAAGCCUUUUUUGUGCCAUCUGUGUGAUAAGACUUAUGCACGGGCACAAAGUCUUAAGUAUCAUCUGCUGUCUUACCAUUUUGUAGAAAUCCCCUAAACGUGUUCACAUUGAGGAAAGAGUUUUAUUGAGUCUUUGACGCUGAUAAAACACAAGUGACUGUAUACUGGAGAGAAGCUGCACUGCUGUCAUUCAUGUUGGAGAAGUACUACAUUUGAAAAACAUUUACCCACUCAGUCCCUCUUUAGUGAAAUGACCUGCCAUUCUUCACCUGAUCGUCUGUGACCACCGAAUCUUUCAACACAUCUGAAGACAAAACACUUUCGCAUUCAUUGGAUUAUCCCCUAAUACACAACAUUCCACUGUUAACUUUAACAUUGCUUACAGCUUCAACACUAUUUCUUCUUGUAAGCUUCAUGUACUAUGCUUAUUGUAGGUGCUUAAGACAAAAUGUUAAACGUUAUGUUUUUCAGUAUUUUAAGAAAGGGCCUAUCUUUGUGUGACAUAGUUUUCAUAAAGUGCAAUUAACUUAUUUUAUCGUAAUUAAGAUGCAGUGUUAUUCACUGGAUUAGUCUGUAUUGUAAUCGUUUGACAAAUGUGGGAUAUUUAACCUUGAAUAUAUUUUUUGUAUCCAUACAUUUAUGAUUUGUAUGUUUUAUUUGGUGUAUAAGCUGAUAGGUGAUUAAUUUCCUUGCUUUUCGCGAAUUUUGAAAGGAGAUUGAAAAUGGGACUUUUAUUUUGCCUCUUGGAGCCUGACGUGCGGUGACGUCAUUACAGUUGCGCUGCAGCUCGUCUGUCGGUUGAGGGAAGAUUGAGGUGUUUGUGUGAGGUAAAUAAAACGAUAAAACACAUUUUUUUUAUGACUUUGUAAAGAAAUGUAAUUAAGCAACUUCAAUUCAAAUGUUAAAUAAUACUACAGUAGUUUAAUACUGUAUUGUAAAGUACUGAGAGCUGUUUCACUAGGGCCAACAACAUUUAUACAAGGCAAGAAAUAAAGAGAUUUACUUAACUUUUAUUGCCAUUUAGGUACGUUUUUCAGAUCUGUUGAUGAGCUUUACAUGCGUUUUAAGGAAUAGGCCUAUACAUGCUCCUCUUUUCCAUACAGUUCUUUAACAUAGCAGAUUGCUGUUGCUACUAAAAUUUAUCAGGAUCAUAACU
Molecule: messenger RNA, 2511 nt
Organism: Paramisgurnus dabryanus
Lineage: Eukaryota; Metazoa; Chordata; Actinopteri; Cypriniformes; Cobitidae
Biological process (GO): regulation of transcription by RNA polymerase II
Cellular component (GO): nucleus
Molecular function (GO): DNA-binding transcription factor activity, RNA polymerase II-specific; RNA polymerase II cis-regulatory region sequence-specific DNA binding
Source: RefSeq, a predicted model, not a curated record